AAAGCAAGUAGUCAGCCAAGCCGAACCAUAUGAAUUUGUCAAUAUUCAAUUGGUCAAUCACAAAAAAAAAAGUUUUGAUAUGGCUCAAUGCAAAUUCAUUGUUCAAGUUGUUUGGGUCUCUAGUGAGUUAGGGUGGAGGGGCCUGCAAAGGACUUUAAUCUUUCGCUCGCUUAACAAAGGCCAGCAACCAUCCACAAGAAGCCCAGGAAACCAUUCUCCUCCAGGGCAUGAGAAAAGUCCACAACUGAACAAGAGAGCAACAGAGCGAGCUCCCGGAGUAAGCAGGAGCUGCCGGAAGCACGAGUACCUUACUCCGCUGCCUUUCUCUACAAGCCGCCACCAAACCCGGUGCCCUCCCGCCCUCGUUUCCCCCUACUUCUCAGGGGCCUUUCCCGGGCUGUGGAACACAAAAGAACCGACUGCGAGGCGGCGCGCGAAGCUGGGAGCCUCCAGGAAUCCGCCGUCGCCUGGGGGAGGGGAUCGUCGCUGAGUCCCGCCCGUCCCCACCGAGUCCCCACCGAGUCCUCUUUGAGGGCUGGUUGAGGACUUGGACUUCUCCGACCCAUUCUCGGAAACUCAGCCUGAGCCCCGACCCUCCAGCAGCCACGAAGCUCUGGAAAGCCAAAAAGUCUCGGCGCUAUUUGACCCCGAGGGCUGAUUGGAGCCAGGACUUCCAGCCCCAGUGCGUGCGCUUGGCAACGGCCACGGGAGGCGGUUUGCUCUUGCACCCGCAUCGUCCUCCCGCUCCGGCCAGUAGCACGGUGCGCUGCACAUAGGUAGCAGAUGGUGGCUGGUGGCCGGGAGUCCCGCGUCCCCCACCCCCACCCGGCCUUUCUUGGAGCUUUCCUUACCGCAGAAGAGUUCUCAAGACCCGGACCGAACGACCUCUCUUCGCCCUGCCUGAAAGCGAGCCGGUGGCCUGAAAGUCUCACCACCUCCUGCUCGCGUCUCAGGAACCCAGCGACCUCCACCCCUCCACAGGAUGGAAGGAGCACCCGAGCGGAGCAAAGUGGCGAGGAGCGGAGCGGGUCACCGCCGCGGGGGGUGGGGGGGAAGUUUGCACGCUCUAACCAGUCCUCCAGACCCUGGGAUCGCCCAGUGGCUGGGACCCGCACCGCCCUUCAGCCCCUCCAGCUCCGGGAAGGCAAUCUAGGUUCCCGCCACCUGCUGUGGAGCCAGAGGGAGACACUGGUCGACCUUUUCCACUCCCCAUCCUGCCCUGGGUGUUCUAGAAGAGGGGGAGCUCAGCCCCCGCGCUGGGUCGGCACCCGGCGCAACUCACCUCUCCCGUCCAGCUCCGGCCCUGGUGUAGGAACCCUUCAGCCCCUCGCCGCCAGGCUGGGAUCCCUCCACUUAAUUCAUGAAUUAUUUAAAGUCCAGCCCCAAGGCACCACAGGGGUGAUUGGGUGAGAGUCCGUCCCACUGCUCCGCCCCGGGUUAGCUAAGGGUGCCUGAGGCAGGACUUCUGGACCCCAGGACUCUGAGAACCUGUUGCAUCCUCUAAGGUCUCUGGCAGAGGUUCGGGGAUGCAGCUAAAGGAAUACACCGACUCCUUCAGAAAUAUACUUACUGGGGGCUGAGCUUGAGGCCAAGUGCCGGGGUCUCCACAAGGCUCAGUAAUUUAAAGAGCAGGAGCCUAGGGCGCGCUCUGAUUGGACGUUCUGAGCGGCUAGGCUACAACGCCCUAGGGACACCCACGGGACAGAGCAUUUAUUUCCUGCUGAAAUCCCUGCUCAAUCCUAGAACACCCUUCUCUGUCACCUAAUCCUAAAUCGCUCCUUGAAAGGCCGCUAGCUCCUAAAAUCCCUAAUCUCCACAUGCUCUUUACUGGCUCUUUAGACAGUGUACCGGUACCCAGUGCAUUUUAUUAAAAACAACUUAAAUAAAUAAAUAAAUAAAUAAAUAAAUAAACCUAAGGGGAGGAGGAUAAACAAAUUAGGGGCUGGAGUGUAUUCCUGUGCUAUCAGGAACGGAGACUACAAUUGGCGGUUUUGAUCCACUCACAUUCUUGGUCAACCAAAGGUGGAUAGAGAAUAGACUGGGGAAGAAUAUCACCGUUAGGACAUUUUUACCACCAAAAGAAUGCGUGUUAAUUGUAUGUGGGUGGUUAGGUGGAUAGACGGAUAGAUGAAAGAUAUUGGAAGUACGGGUAUAUGGACAUAUGAUCUUUUAAAAAUAUUUUACGUGUAUGAAUGUAUGUGUAACACAUGACCGUGGAGUUGAUUAAAAGAAGGUGUUGGCUUCCCUAUAACUGGGGUUACCAGCGGUUGUGAACUA
Messenger RNA from Mastomys coucha (southern multimammate mouse), 2277 nucleotides. RefSeq lists its product as uncharacterized. The coding region runs from base 784 to 1410 and encodes 208 amino acids. Lineage: Eukaryota; Metazoa; Chordata; Mammalia; Rodentia; Muridae. The record is from RefSeq and is a predicted model, not a curated record. The transcript is spliced from 2 exons.